AUGGAUCCCAAAAAUGCAAUCCUCAUCCUAGGCCUAUUGGCCAUGGUUCUUCUCAUUUCCUCUCAGGUGUCAGCUAGGGACUUAGCUGAGACUUCCCCUAAUACCGAAGAGGUAAAUGAUGCCAAAUAUGGUCACUAUGGUGGUGGUAGUCAUGGCCAUGGGCACGGUGGUCAUUAUGGUGGAGGUGGUCAUCAUGGUGGACAUGGAGUUGUAUCCGACAACGAGGUGGUUGAAAAGUCAAAUGAAGUAAAUGAUGCCAAAUAUGGACACUACGGAAGUGGACACUAUGGCGGUGGUCACUAUGGCGGUGGUCACUAUGGAGGUGGACACUAUGGUGGUGGACAUUAUGGUGGUGGUGGUGGACAUGGUGGACACUAUGGUGGUGGACAUUAUGGUGGUGGUGGACAUGGUGGACAUGGUGCUUCCGACAAUGGAAACUGA
This is a messenger RNA of Vicia faba (fava bean), 441 nucleotides long. The record is from the annotation of a GenBank genome assembly. Lineage: Eukaryota; Viridiplantae; Streptophyta; Magnoliopsida; Fabales; Fabaceae.